Molecule: messenger RNA, 3616 nt
Organism: Nestor notabilis (Kea)
Lineage: Eukaryota; Metazoa; Chordata; Aves; Psittaciformes; Psittacidae
Gene: PRDM10
Product: PR domain containing 10
Exons: 21
Coding region: 1-3492 (1163 amino acids)
Cellular component (GO): nucleus
Molecular function (GO): protein binding
Source: RefSeq, a predicted model, not a curated record
AUGGAGCACCACGGCAGGGAGGAGAUGAACUCGAAAGAGGAAAGUCCUCAGGUGUGGGCUGACUCUGCUGAGCAGGAACAGAAUAGUGCUCAGGUGCACUUUGUCCCUGAGGGAGGGGCAGUGGCGCAGAUCGUGUACAGCGAUGAGCAGGACCGUCCCUCGCAGCAGGUUGUCUACACAGCGGAUGGCACCUCCUACACCUCUGUGGACACCUCGGAGCACACCCUGGUUUACAUCCACCCCGUGGAAGCUACACAGACUCUGUUUACAGAUCCCUCCCAAGUGGCUUACGUCCAACAGGAUGCCACCACCCAGCAGGCAUCAUUACCGGUGCAUAACCAGGUGUUACCUCCUAUGGAGGCAGUGGAUGGAUCUGACCCUUUAGCACCUCUGCAGAAUCAAAUGGGAAGGAUGGAAACAAAAGAGGAAGAUGACGAGGACGAAGAUGAGGAUGAAGAGGGGGAAGACACUGACAUGGAUGAAUGGGAUCCAGAUCCACCUCGACCCUUUGAUCCCAACGAUUUGUGGUGUGAGGAGUGUAAUAACGCGCAUCCUUCCGUGUGUCCGAAACAUGGACCAUUGCAUCCAAUCCCAAACAGGCCAGUGCUGACCAGGGCAAGAGCCAGCCUUCCUUUGGUGCUCUACAUAGACAGGUUUUUGGGAGGUGUGUUCUCCAAAAGGAGGAUCCCCAAACGCACACAGUUUGGACCUGUGGAAGGACCCCUGGUUAGACAAACAGAACUCAAAGACUGCUAUAUCCAUUUGAAGGUUUCUCUUGAGAAGGGGGACAGAAAAGACAGAGAUUUGCAAGAGGACCUGUGGUUUGAACUUUCUAGCGAGGCACUUUGUAACUGGAUGAUGUUUGUGCGUCCAGCUCAAAACCAUUUGGAGCAGAACCUGGUUGCGUAUCAGUAUGGCCACCACAUUUACUACACCACCAUCAAAAACGUGGAGCCCAAGCAGGAACUCAAGGUGUGGUAUGCUGCUUCUUAUGCAGAGUUUGUGAACCAGAAGAUCCAUGACAUAUCUGAGGAGGAAAGGAAGGUUCUCAGAGAGCAAGAGAAGAACUGGCCCUGUUAUGAGUGCAAUCGGCGCUUCAUGAGCUCGGAGCAACUCCAGCAGCACCUCAACUCCCACGAUGAGAAGCUGGACUUCUUCAGCAGAGCCAGAGGCCGAGGUCGUGGCCGAGGGAAGAGGAGGUUUGGACCAGGCAGACGCCCCGGGCGCCCUCCCAAAUUCAUGCGUAUGGAAGUGACCAGUGAAAAUGGGGAGAAAUGUGAAGAAGGGACACAGGACUUGCUGCAUUUUUCCAGCAAGGGGCAGUUUGAUGAGGCCGGACAAGCCACACUGAACGGGCUGGAGCAGCAGGAGCAGACUCCAGUGCCACCAGAGCCACAGUCUGCACUGGAGCAGCAGUCAGAAAACCACCCGCUACAAAUGCAGGCGCAGCACGAUGAGAGCCCGGUGCCCACGCAGAGCACCAUGACAGCAGAUGACAUGAGGCGAGCAAAGCGUAUCAGGAAUGCAGCUCUUCAGCACCUCUUCAUCCGGAAAUCCUUUCGCCCCUUCAAAUGCCUCCAGUGUGGGAAGGCCUUUAGGGAAAAGGACAAACUGGAUCAGCACCUCCGCUUCCACGGGCGGGAAGGGAACUGCCCUCUGACUUGUGACAUCUGCAACAAGGGCUUCAUCAACAGUGGGGCUCUUGAGAGCCACAUGAAGUUCCACAUGGACCAGAAAACAUACUCCUGCAUCUUCUGUCCUAAGUCCUUUGACCGCCUGGAUCUGCUCAAAGACCAUGUGGCCAUCCAUGUCAACGAUGGCUAUUUCACCUGUCCUACGUGCAAGAAACGCUUUCCAGACUUUAUCCAGGUGAAGAAGCACGUCCGCAGCUUCCACUCAGAGAAGAUCUACCAGUGCACUGAGUGUGACAAAGCCUUCUGCCGCCCUGACAAGCUGCGCCUCCACAUGCUGCGCCACUCGGACCGCAAAGACUUCUUGUGCUCCACGUGUGGCAAGCAGUUCAAGAGGAAGGACAAACUGCGAGAGCACAUGCAGAGGAUGCACAACCCAGAGAGGGAGGCCAAGAAAGCGGAUCGGAUCAGCCGCUCCAAGACCUUCAAGCCUCGGAUUGCUUCCACUGACUACGAGAGCUUCAUGUUCAAGUGCAGGCUCUGCAUGAUGGGCUUCCGCCGCAGGGGCAUGUUGGUGAAUCAUUUGUCAAAAAGACAUCCAGACAUGAAAAUAGAAGAGGUGCCAGAGCUCACAUUGCCCAUCAUUAAACCCAACAGAGAUUACUUCUGUCAGUACUGUGAUAAGGUGUACAAGAGUGCCAGUAAACGCAAAGCACACAUCCUGAAGAACCAUCCUGGUGCUGAGCUACCUCCAAGCAUCCGGAAGCUGCGUCCUGCAGGCCCAGGAGAGCCAGAUCCGAUGCUGAGCACCCACACCCAGCUCACAGGCACCAUUGCCACCCCUCCAGUCUGCUGUCCUCACUGUUCCAAGCAGUACAGCAGCAAGACAAAGAUGGUCCAGCACAUUCGCAAGAAGCACCCAGAGUUUGCUCAGCUCCCGAACGCGAUCCAUGCGCCGCUGGCGACCGCUGUCAUCAGCUCCACUCCUGCUGUUCUAACCACCGACAGCACUACUGGAGAGACUGUUGUGACAACAGACUUACUGACCCAGGCAAUGACAGAGAUAUCCCAGACCCUCACCACGGACUACCGGACUCCCCAGGGAGAUUACCAGCGGAUCCAGUACAUCCCAGUGUCUCAAUCCACAACUGGCUUGCAGCAGCCCCAGCACAUACAGCUGCAGGUUGUGCAAGUGGCCCAGGCUACCUCACCUCACCAGUCCCAGCACUCCACAGUGGACGUUGGGCAGCUUCAUGACCCCCAGACCUACACCCAACAUGCUAUCCAGGUGCAGCACAUCCAGGUCACAGAGCCUUCGGCAGCACCUCAGUCAUCAGCACAGGUUGGGCCUCAGCCUUUGAGUCCCUCCUCCCAGCAAUCUCAGCAGGAGCUCAGCCCCUCACAGAUGCAGACAGCUACAUCGACACCAACCCAAGCCCUCCAGCAGCAGCAGGGAUCUUCAGUCCAGCACACCUAUCUUCCCAGCACAUGGAACUCGUUUCGGAGCUAUUCAUCCGAGAUCCAGAUGAUGACCAUUCCCCAAGGCCAGUAUGUGAUCACAGAGACUGCUGUAGGAACACCAGUCACCACUGUCAACACAGGGCAAGUGAAAGCAGUUACUCAGACUCACUAUGUGAUAUCUGAAGGUCAGCCUGAUCUGGAAGCCAAACAAAACUCUUCGCUCUCCAGUGAGGUCCAGGUCGGUGUUUCCCAGCCCCCAGCCCACACGGAUACCUUGGAAUCCCAAACAAGCACUCAGCAGCCCCCCACCCAGUACAUCAUCACUACAACCACCAACGGGAACGGUGGCAGCGAGGUGCACAUCACUAAACCCAGAACUUUCUCAGCAGAACAUGAAUGAAGAAGCCUUGUUGGUGUCGCUUGCUUGUACUUGUCACCUGCCCCAAAGCCCACAUCUGUGGGGAUGCUGGGGUUCAAUAUGUUUUAAAGUAUAUGCUCACUUCAACUAAAAUCUUGGAGCACUU